AUGGCCGAUUCACCAUCGUUAACGCUUUUCCAUCAUCUACGAGGCAAUCAGCUCAUUAAGCCCCCUGAAGAUGGUGAAGCGCAAACAAUUCAUCCGAACAAGGAACAACUUUCCAGGAGACAUGCUAUAGUUCCUGAUCAGCCAACGCAACAGCACCAAUCAACAUCUGAUUGCUGCUCCACGGACAAUGUUAUCAUAGUACCUCAUGUACAAAUAUCUCCCAAUGAAUCGCAUUUAUUCAAUCGAGCAAUCAGUUCUGGAGGAGGAAUGCUAGCAGACCUACAACGUGCAACCAUUGCUGCCCAAGCGUUUUAUGCAGAAAAUAGCGAAACCUCUAAAACAAGAUCCCCAUGGAUCUUGAAACGAUUGUAUGAAUGGUCGAAUAGAGCUAAACGAAGAGAAAUCAUAAAGCAUGUCCAAGCAGCCUUAGAAAGUUGUAAAGAUCAUGAGUUGGAAGACGAUGAACUUGAGAAGCUAAUGCCCGUGACCUGGGACGAAAUGUUUGAAGGGGCUCAAGAACUUUCCAUUCAAAAACAAAAAUAUUUACAAUCUGUAUGGGAAUUAUUUCAUUCUGAAUUAACAUUUUUACAUCGACAACUACUUGUACUCAGAAAUGUGUAUAAAGAGCCUCUGAAAAAAUGCCAAGUGGAAGGUUGUUUGUUGGCUGUAGAACCUGAUCUUCUUUUUGGCAAUUUGGAUCAGCUGUGUCGGAUCUCUCGAUCAUUUUGUCAAUCGUUUCUCGAGUUGCUGCCAACCGUGAAUCCAGAAAACCAUUGGGAUGGAACGGAUUUGGUUGUACAGCUGUUCGAAAGAUUUUCAAAAGGUCCUUCGACGAUAUCAGCUUAUCAAGCGUAUUGUAUAAACUACAAAGCCACUAUGGAAUACCUUGGAUCUGUGCGUCAAAAGGAAGAAAGAUUUAGCGAAUUUGAACGAAUUUGUUUAGCAGAUGAGAGAUGUUUUCGAUUACAAUUGGAAGACUUACUGAUUGCUCCAUUACAAAGAAUAACCCGUUUGCCUAUUUUACUCAAAGAAAUUCUACGGUACACCGAGAAUGAAGGGGAUAAAUCAAAAGUUGAGAAAGUGUUGGAAUCGAUGAAUGAAAGUCUAAGGUCUAUUGAUGAUAGUGUCCAAUGGCUUCAUAACUUUGAACGAUUACAACAACUCCAAACCCAAGUAGUUUGGCCUUCAAUUGCUGAUCUUGAACCUCGUUCUUUCAUACCUGAUUUCUUAAAAGUUGCUUUGUCUCGUCAAUUCUGUGAAAAUCUACUGGCUCAUCCGAGGCGGAAACUCAUUCAUGAGGGACCAUUAGAAUUAGUUGAGAACGGAAAAACAACUGAUGUUUACGCUUUCUUGUUCAACGAUAUGUUUGUCCUUUCGAAAACGAAAAAGUGUGCGUCAAAACUGAAAGUUAAAGGAAUACCGAUUGGAAAAAGUGAACAUUAUGUUGUUCAACGACAACCUGUCCCUCUAGAUUCGUGUGUGUUCUGUGAUGCUGAUAGUAACGAUUCGACUACAUCAAUUUCUUUGAAAUUUGCAUUUGUUAUUAUUCAUUUAACACGUUAUUAUCAAGUCGUCGCUAUAUACACGCUGCAAGCUUCUGAUAAACACGACAAGGAACUCUGGAUUGAAAAGUUUCAAGAGUCUAUUGAGAACUACGAAUCAAUACAAUUGAAAGAUAUGCUUAAAUGCACGCCACUCUUCUCCAGUCUAAGUUUGAGAAGAUGUUCGUCAUCAAGGCUUAUGACGAAAGAGGACAAAGACACUUGCUUUGAUCGACCUCAUUAA
Molecule: messenger RNA, 1785 nt
Organism: Auanema sp. JU1783
Lineage: Eukaryota; Metazoa; Nematoda; Chromadorea; Rhabditida; Rhabditidae
Source: the annotation of a GenBank genome assembly